Eucalyptus grandis is the source of this 1744-nucleotide messenger RNA. Its product is annotated as F-box/LRR-repeat protein At3g48880. Gene Ontology annotation, molecular function: protein binding. The record is from RefSeq and is a predicted model, not a curated record. The transcript has 3 exons. NCBI's taxonomy places the organism in Eukaryota, Viridiplantae, Streptophyta, Magnoliopsida, Myrtales, Myrtaceae. Bases 524 to 1441 code for a protein of 305 amino acids.
ACCACCACAAGGUCACGUCUCGAAUCUUGAAGGCCAGUCGGAUCUGGCUCGCGACCGUGUCAGGCUCGGACCAGCCAGGCCGAUCCCAACUCGCUAAUUCGGUCUGCCAUGGAACCGUGAAUGAAUGCACCCGCCUCGAAUCGUGAACUCAACUACCCUCUCUCCCCGUCUCUCUCUCUCUCUCUCUCUCUCUCUCUCUCUCUCGAUUCACUGCCCGUUCCAGUUUCGAGGAGACCCAAGAAACGACGUUCUCGAACACUUGUCCCCCCGCAGGUUCGACUGCGAUUCGUGCAGAUCAGGAGUUCCGCCUCCGAACCCACGAAGCGCACGUUCGGUUUCCUCGUAAAGGGGAAAAAGACAAUGCACAUUGGACUGACGCAUUUACAAUGUUUGCCCAUGAAUGAUGUUUCUUCGGUUGGACAUAUACAGGUGGUGUGACGUCAACUUACCAAGGCCCCUUUUGUUUUUACAGCAAGCAACGUGAUUUACUAAAUUACUAGAAAAUCAUUGGAAAGUCGAUAAAAUGGAAGAAAGUGGCGCUGCCAUAAGGAAAUGGGAGGACCUAGACACUGAUAUACUGGUGAAGAUAUUCCAGACAUUUGAUAUCUUUGAGUUGACAUCACGGAUAGCUCAUGUUUGUAGUGCAUGGCGUAUGGCUUGCUGUGACCCUCUACUCUGGAAGACUCUCGACUUAUCUGCUUUAGAUUCAAAUUUCAUCAGAAUUCCUCAUGAGCCAUAUGUUUAUGUCCAUGGUCAGUCGGAUAAAGAAGUAACGCAACUGUUGAAGAUCGCAUUGAAUCUCAGCCAGGGAAGCAUACAGACAUUAAUUUUCCGUUUCAAUCUAUACUUGAGUGAUGAACAGCUGACUUACACUGCUGAAAGGUGCCCGCUCGUCAAACGCAUUGUAAUGCCAGCUUGGAAUCGAAUAAAGAAAACAGGAAUAUGCAAAGCUAUCAACAUGUGGCCUCACCUUGAGUCUAUGACGAUGCCCAGCAUAGCGAACCCUCCUUACCUUCUGGAGGAAAUCUCAAAGAAUUGCAAGAACUUCAGCAAACUUAAGAUCAUGGGCCCUUUUGAUAUGCAAUUUGCUUUGUCCCUUGUUUCAUACAUCCCGAAAUUGAAGGUCUUGAGUCUUCGGUGCUCGGUGGUAAUGAGGGAUGCUCUUGUCACAAUUUUGGACAACUUACAGGAUUUAGAAGUGCUAAACAUAUCACACUGCAUCCUUAUCGAAGCCUGCUCACCUCCUUUGUCAAAAAGAGUGGUUAAGGAGAUUGAUCCGUUCAUCAUGAACAAGGCAAAUCGACUACGCGAGUUCUUAGUGUGCAUGAAUGACUCCUGCAUCAUGUGCCAGCGUGCCAGAAGUGAUGAGGGGCUGAUGAGGUGGUACAGAUAUGAAGAAGGCUUGUGGAAGUCAGAUGAAGUGAGGUCUCUGGCUCUUUGAUCAGUAUACUGACAGUUCAGUGGCUAGAAUUCGUAAUCUGUAUAGCAUCUUGGUUUCAAAAUUCUCUUGCGUGCUAGAAAUAAAACAAGGAUCGUAUUGAUGAAUGUAAAUAAAAGCCGUCUUUGUCUCAGUUAUACUCUUAUGAGACAGGUUCAUCAAUAGAGUGGUUUUGGAUGGUCCUUGGGUAGAAGUGGUCGGCUGAAUAGCACCCAGGCCAUUGUGAUUUUUGUAGUUCUGCUGUAGAUAAUCAAGUAGUUUCAUCGCCUUCAGGCAAUCAAUGUUUCUGUAGAUCUUUACAGCUCU